AUGUUCCGUAGAGCCCCAUCAUUUAAUGUACGUUCCUGCUCUUUGUUUUGCCCUUUUGUGCCUCAGUUCAGUGUUAUACUCGGUACAUACUGUAUUAAAAAUCCUUGCCGAAACCACGGAACAUGUCAUGCGGAUAGGCAUUUCCCAUACUACAAGUGCACGUGCCCGAGAGGAUAUCACGGGGACGUUUGUGAAUUAAACAAGUGUGACCAGCAACCUUGCCGGAACAACGGCUUGUGUCAUCCUACUACCACACAUCCAUUUUAUGCAUGCAGGUGUCCAGCGGGAUAUUCAGGGACCCAUUGCGAAACUCACGAAUGCGAAAGACAUCCCUGCAAUAAUGGUACUUGCUAUAGAACGGCUACCAGUCCCCACUUUGCUUGCAGCUGCUUCACUGGUUACCAUGGACUCCAUUGUCAAUAUGAAAGCUGCAAAGAAGUGAGAUGCUACCAUGGAGGAACUUGUAGACCCACUGUUCAUUCACCAUUCCAUACUUGCAGUUGCUUACCAGGAUUUCAGGGAACAAGCUGCCUACACAGAGUUCCGCCUUCAACGACAACAGCCAAACCAGCAGUAGCAACAAUUAACACCGACAGAGUUCCGCCUUCAGCGACAUCAGCCAAACCAGCAGUAGCAACAAUUAACACCGACAGAGUUCCGCCUUCAGCGACAACAGCCAAACCAGCAGUAGCAACAAUUAACACCGGCCCUACCUGCUUGGCUUGUAGUAAUGUGGUAUCACCUGAUACAUGUGAAAAUAUUGUCCAGUGUGGAAUCCACGAGGUUUGUUACGUGGACCAGUUCGUUAACAGCAUUGGCAGUUUCAGAUUUAACCUAGGAUGUCGUGACAAGGCGCAAUGUGACGUCAUGCAAAGAGGUGACUCACAAAAUACUGCCAGUGGACAGGCUGCUGACACCCCGCAGCUCUACGUAUGCACAGAAUGUUGCAGAAACAGUUUAUGUAAUAGCGGAGGAUGCGGGAACAAGGUCGUUACUUUUAUUGAGUUGUAUUGUUUUUAA
This is a messenger RNA of Mercenaria mercenaria, 1020 nucleotides long. Its product is annotated as neurogenic locus notch homolog protein 1-like. Bases 1 to 1020 code for a protein of 339 amino acids. The transcript has 11 exons. Lineage: Eukaryota; Metazoa; Mollusca; Bivalvia; Venerida; Veneridae. The record is from RefSeq and is a predicted model, not a curated record. Gene Ontology annotation, molecular function: calcium ion binding.